AUGGCGCAAGUUGCAGAGCAUCCUUUUCGGGCCAAAAGAAGGAGGCUUGAUGACGAACAGGCUGGUGAUGAUGUGGCUAUCACGUCUCCUUCUCAGCUGCGUAACCUGCUAGCCUUCCAGCAAAAUCCUGUGACUGCCAAGCAAGGAUUGAAUGGAUUCAAAGAUUUCUUACUCUCGAUUGCACAGGUUGAGAAGGAGAGCCAGAAAGCUCAGAAAUUGCGAGUCCUGAAGUCGUACUGUGACAAGCAAAUCACUCCCGGCAAAGACGAGGAAUCGAGCUCCGUCUGCUUUCCGGAUAUUAUCCAAACAUGGGCAUUCGCAGACACUAAUAACAACGAGCCCCUUUUAACCAAUGUACCCUCAGUCUUGGCAAUUUUUUUGAAGACCAUCUCUCGUGAGCUUGAGUUCCGAGAUUUCGGUGUUGCUCUCUGCAAACAUUUGCUGCAGAAGGACCAAUUAAGGCUCUUCAACCGUGGUUUGACUGCCACAAAAUCAAAAGAGCAUCUGAUCUCUCCUUGUCUUCGCUUACUCACGGAGAUUGUCACCUUUGAUGGAGGAGCUGUGGCGCGUCAACUGUAUCUUCGCCGCUACAUUACCUUCAAGCGUCUUGAGGUCUUUUUGACACCCAAUAAGACUCAAGCUGAGGCUUCAGAGGAUGAAAGUCACAAGUCGACACUCAGGAGGAAUGCACAGAAAUAUUUUCUUGCUAAUCUCCGAGUCCAGCAUGUUUUGGAGAAGGGUGAUAUUGUUGAACAGCACAAGCUCACGAGAGCUCUCCUAGAGCACGUUCGGAAGGACUCCCGAGAGAUGGUUCUGGAGACGAUCAAGUCGAUUGAAAGGGAUAUUAUGCAGGACGAAUCGCUCCCACGCAAGUCCAAGAGCAAGUUUUUCAAUCGAUGGAACCUUGAAAAGCUGGUCACGCUCUAUGGAUACGACCGUGAGUCCGACGAGAGCAAUCCAGAGGCGAUCUCCAUAGCCAAUGAGAUUCAUAGAGUCUUGAUGAAUGUUUGCAAGACUUCUGGCCUUGGUGUUCUCCUUCCCGAAACAGGCUGGUACCCUGUGGGAGCUGAUCCCGAAAUCUUGCCUGUGGACGAUGAUGAAUGCAUCGAGCUUGGCCUUGAUUCCCCGAUAUAUGUCGAUAAAUACCGGGAGUCGAUCCCUGUACGGAAUGGAUCCCUAUCUUAUCUCAUUCAAUGCCUCCGUCCAGAUGUGGAUAGCUUGCAAAUUGAGUUACUGGCGACGAUUUUCAAGGUGGCACCGGAGCUCAUCGCAGACUUUUUCACCAAGAAGACCAUGUUCACCUCAGAUCCCAAAGCGACGCCGUCAUGGAUGGCUGAGUCUGCAUUUCUCUUCUCAACUGUUCAACUCCCGGUUCCCACAAACUGCGGCUGGAAAGACAAACUACCUGUCCUACCACCCCCAGUCUCAAUUGUCAUUGAAAAUAUUUUACCGCGCCCUCUAAGUCAAAAAAUUAUGACUCGUUGCUUGAAUCAGAACGCUGAAAUCAUCACCUUGUUCGCCGUGCGAAUUCUGACUCUGGCGUUCACCAAACUGCGGGCUGUGCUGAAAAUAUUCCGUGCGGAUCAUGGACAGGGCCAAUUAUUUUGGAACCAGGCAUGUUCGAAGCUGCUAACUGAGUUUUCUCGUCGAUGUCCUGCAGUAAAGGAUGUUGUUGUACUCUUUCGUAGGACAGCCAAGGAAGAUUUGCAGCAACAAGAGGCUGUUGCUGAACUUUUAGCCUGUUACUACGAAGUGAUGCCAGAUAUCGCAUUGGAGGAAAACUUUGAUGUUUCAUUGGUUUUGGUUGAUGUUUUGAAGCGCUUGGAAGAAGAGGCUCUGAGCUCAGAUGAUUCCGAGCUGCUUUUGAGUCAGCUACAGAGUAUCCUUCAGAUUGCACAACAGUCUACUUCUAUGCGUUGGUGGCAGAAGCCAGCCACCAUGCAAUAUUCCCCAUUCACCUCCAUUCUCAAAGUUCUCGUGGGAACAUCCGACCGGGACUCCGCACGCCGCAUUUCAGCUCUACUCAGAACCGUGUUGUCAGAAAACGCCGUGCUGGAAAACUUGCCACGAUCUUUCAAUGCGCUUUUAUCAAGCCUGGAAGAUUUUGAGUCUGAUACAUUGCACACCCAGCUGCUUUUCUUUGACAACUGCGUGUCUCGUGUUGCCAAGAAACCUGUUCACUAUCUUGAUUUAAUUGGCUCCGCCGGAUCCAGUGAUGAAGCACCGACAAGUCCUAUCGUUGCGGCGAUCGUGGAGCAGUGGCCUUUCGUGGUUAAGGCAGGCGAUGCGUCAGCUGAAAAUGCCAUUGGGUCAUGGAUUGCCAAACUGCUCGGACAAUUGAAACAGGUCGGAGAAAAUUCGGAUGCCUUGAAAGCCGCUCGAGAUGCUUUGGUUGAAGCCACGGAGACCAAGAAAACACGAUCUUUGAUUAAAAAAUGCUUCAAGGGAAUAGAUGAGGAUGAAACGGCUGACAAGAUGGAUGUGGAUUCUAUCCAUAAACAACCAGUUCUAUCCAAUAAAACCUCAUCGGUGGACCUUGAUGAGAUUUUUGGGUUCCUCCCCACUGAAAGCACAACCCACAACGCCUUACAUAAAUGGGAGAGGGAAGAUAUUGAAGCGGCAGUGGAGCAAGGCCAUAUCGCGGAGUUGAUUCUCUGCCUGUGUUCGCAGCACGAAGAAGUCCGCAGGCAAGCAUUUGCCAACCUUGCGCGGUUUUUGGUCAAAUUAAAGGAUUCCAAUUAUGCUGAAUGGCGCACUGUCUAUACUUUGACAGGCGAGCUUCUCGAGACUGUGAAUGGCCUCAGUCUUGAUAAACCAGUCCCGUUCAUUAUCGGCGAGUGCGCCUCGAGCUGCUUGACGGUUCUCACAACACCACUGCACAAAGUCUAUGGAAAAGUCAACAAGUUCUUGCAAAAGGCACCGUCGUGGGAGCACGAAAAGAUUCCAUCCUACUGGAUCGAUAAGAUUUUUCUUCACGAGCCCGAGUUAGACGAUGGGUACUUUGAUGAGAUUGACUGGCUUUUGGGGCUAUUUGUCAAGGGCCUUGGCAGCGAAGCUGAUAUGGAGAUUUACCGGCGUGCCAAUGUCUUCGAGCGCAUUCUUUCCCUCUACCAGUCCCCGUCGCUUGAUGCGGCUGCCCGUCGUAAGAUUUUGCACAUCCUCUACCGCGCGGCCCAGGUGGGUGGCAGCACCACCCUAAUCACUCGUACGGCUGUCAUCAGUUGGAUCCAAGUUCAAGUCGCAGAAGCUGAUGCGAAGGAAAUCGCUCUACUCUCGGCCCUGGCACAGACGAUGUACGAACGGUGUGAUCGGGAACGAGUAGAUGCUUGGAGCACUGGGACGAUCGAGCAAGCUCUUCGGGAGAUUUCGCAGGCAUAG
Messenger RNA from Penicillium macrosclerotiorum, 3378 nucleotides. RefSeq names its product NPA1/URB1 family protein. The record is from RefSeq and is a predicted model, not a curated record. Gene Ontology annotation, cellular component: nucleolus. The transcript is spliced from 5 exons. Lineage: Eukaryota; Fungi; Ascomycota; Eurotiomycetes; Eurotiales; Aspergillaceae. Gene Ontology annotation, biological process: maturation of LSU-rRNA from tricistronic rRNA transcript (SSU-rRNA, 5.8S rRNA, LSU-rRNA); maturation of 5.8S rRNA from tricistronic rRNA transcript (SSU-rRNA, 5.8S rRNA, LSU-rRNA). The coding region runs from base 1 to 3378 and encodes 1125 amino acids.